Molecule: messenger RNA, 1488 nt
Organism: Penicillium angulare
Lineage: Eukaryota; Fungi; Ascomycota; Eurotiomycetes; Eurotiales; Aspergillaceae
Product: cytochrome P450
Exons: 4
Coding region: 1-1488 (495 amino acids)
Molecular function (GO): oxidoreductase activity, acting on paired donors, with incorporation or reduction of molecular oxygen, reduced flavin or flavoprotein as one donor, and incorporation of one atom of oxygen; iron ion binding; heme binding
Source: RefSeq, a predicted model, not a curated record
AUGCAUUUCUCUUAUAUUAUUGCCGGCGCGGUAUUGGUGCUGUUAUGUGCACGAAUUCGUCGAUAUUUGGAGAUUCGAGCUUUUAAAAAAGCCAAUCACUGCAAGCCACCAGUCCGCAGUCCCCAGAGUGAACGAAUUAUUGGUUGGCGAGCGUACAAGUUGAUGAAAAAAGCUCGAGAUGACCAUGUCGCUCUGCCAGAAUCUUUCAACAGAGCCAUGAAAUUUGGCCGCACUCACACUAUUAUUAUCCUGGGACAUGAAGUCAUUACAACAUGCGAUCCAGAGUGCAUUAAAACUAUUCUUGCAACCAAAUUCACCGACUUUGGUAUUGGUCCCAGAGAAUCCGCAUGGGGACCUCUAUUGGGCAGGGGAAUCUUCACCACGGAUGGCCCAUCAUGGCAGCAUUCUAGAGCUUUGAUUCGUCCUGGUUUCACACGUUCACAGGUUUCCGACUUGGAAACAUUUGAAACGCAUGUACAAGCUUUAAUUUCAUGCCUUCCCACCGAAGAUGGCGUGACAGUUGAUUUGCAGCCCUUGUUCUUCAAUCUUACCAUCGACAGUGCUACGGACUUCUUACUUGGGCACUCAGUGCACACUCAAGGAAGCGCACCUGGGACAGCCUCGCAGGAGUUCUCCGAAGGGUUCGACUACGCAGCAUCAUUUCUUCACAAACGUGAGGAAGUGGGCAAGCUUGCAUUCCUUGUUGGUGGACGUAAAUUCAAAGAGGCAUGUGCCAACGUUCAUAAAUUCACUGAUGGAUACAUCCAUGAAGCUCUUCGUGGUGGCAACAAAGUUGGUAGAUACAACUUGCUCGCGGAGUUGGCAGAACAAUCCAACGAUCCUAUUCAAAUCAGAAAUGAGUUGUUGAACAUUCUACUUGCAGCAAGAGAUACAACUGCCGGCUUGCUUAGCAGUGUUUUCUAUCUCUUGUCUCGUAACCCUGAAAAGUGGGACAAGCUAAACCAAGAGAUUGAAGCAAUGGCGGGUGGUCAAAUCCCCGACUAUAAGGUUCUGAAGGAGAUGCCGUACUUGAAGGCUGUCCUCAAUGAGACUCUUCGCCUCUUUCCUCCGGUACCAAUCAAUGCACGCUAUGCACUAAAGGAUACUACACUUCCACGUGGUGGAGGCCCAGAUGGGCUAUCCCCCAUGUUCGUUCCCAAAGGAGCCCGUAUGUUCUACUCUGUCUGGGCUUUGCACCGUCUCCCAGAAACCUGGGGCAAUGACGCAGAGGCUUUCCGUCCUGAGCGCUGGUUGGAUGAGAAGAACCCUCUACGACCUGGAUGGGGCUAUCUGCCCUUCAAUGGAGGGCCCAGAUUGUGCUUGGGGCAGCAAAGUGCCCUGGUUGAGACUAGCUACCUCGUGGCUCGGAUGUUACAAACUUUUGGGCGUAUUGAGCCUAGAGAUCCUUUGCCCUGGAAGGAGCAUUUGGCUGUUACCAUGAGCUGCCAGAGCGGCUGUAAGAUUGCGUUGUGGAAAAAGAAAGAUUAG